AUGAGAGUACGUGAUGGAGAAGGAGAUUUUUCCGAAUGGCUGUUAAAACUUGGUAGUGGAACAAUACCUGUCAAGGAAGAAGAUCCUUUUAAGGGAUGUAUUGAAAUACCGCAACAGUGCAUUAUUAGAAAAAACGAAUUAAUUGUUCAAAAAAAAUUUGGAGAUGCUCAACUAGAUGAUUAUGCUAAACGUGUCAUUUUAACACCCACUAAUGUGGAUUCAUUGUCAAUCAAUAAAGAAGUGCUCGAACGCCUACAUGGAGAGGUCAAAACUUAUUUAAGUGCUGAUCAAAUAGACACUGACGAUCUUAAUGAAAUAAAUAAUUUCCCUGUUGAGUUUUUGAACAGCUUAACUCCUUCAGGUAUGCCUACUCAUUGUUUAAAAUUGAAAAUUGGUUGUGUAAUUAUGCUACUUAGAAAUUUAGAUCUUAAAGCUGGGCUAUGUAAUGGAACCCGAAUGAAAGUUUGUGCUCUCCAAAACAAUUAUAUUAAUGCAGAGGUUUUGACAGGUGUUUCUGAAGGUAAACGGGUAUUUGCUCCUCGAAUUCAGUUGGCUCCAUCAGAUUCUAAUUUACCUUUUGUUCUAAAACGUCGUCAGUUUCCUGUCAGAUUGGCUUCUUCGAUGACAAUCAAUAAAAGUCAAGGUCAAACAUUUGAUAGAGUUGGGGUAUAUCUAAAAUAA
This is a messenger RNA of Hydra vulgaris (swiftwater hydra), 681 nucleotides long. RefSeq lists its product as uncharacterized. Lineage: Eukaryota; Metazoa; Cnidaria; Hydrozoa; Anthoathecata; Hydridae. The record is from RefSeq and is a predicted model, not a curated record. Gene Ontology annotation, cellular component: replication fork. Gene Ontology annotation, biological process: DNA replication.